Messenger RNA from Lolium rigidum, 1991 nucleotides. Its product is annotated as F-box/kelch-repeat protein At5g42350-like. Bases 1 to 1809 code for a protein of 602 amino acids. NCBI's taxonomy places the organism in Eukaryota, Viridiplantae, Streptophyta, Magnoliopsida, Poales, Poaceae. The transcript has a single exon. The record is from RefSeq and is a predicted model, not a curated record. Gene Ontology annotation, cellular component: SCF ubiquitin ligase complex. Gene Ontology annotation, molecular function: protein binding.
AUGUCUACCGCGGCCGCGGCGGCGCUGCGCAGAUCCGGCACCAACAGCCUCUCCGCCCUCCUGCGCGCCGAUGCCGAGGACGACGACCCGCCGCCCGGUCCCGCUGCUGAUUCUCCCGACGCCACCAAGCGGCGCGGCGCACGAGCGCGCGGGAGGACGAGGCGGAGCUACCUCCGCCUGCCCCUCGCCGGCGCCGGCGGCUGCCGCGUCUGCGCCUGCGACGAGGCCGACCCCGCCCCGCCGCGCCGCCGCCUUCCGGUCGACGGCGAAGACGAGGCUGUUCCGGAUGACGCGGAGGAUGUCCCCGACGCGCUCCAGUGCUUCUCCUGGAAGAAGGCGCCCGCCGUCCCCGUCACCCGCCGCGGCCGCGCACUAGCGCCUGCAGAUUCGGUGGUGAAAUCGGAGGAGUCGGCCGCAGCGGCGACCACCCUGGCGGCGCUCCCGGACGACCUGCUGGAGAUGGUCCUAACCCGGCUCCCGCUCUCCGCCCUCCUAUCCGCGCGCUGCGCGUGCCGGCGCUGGAGGGACCUCACCGUCGCCCCGCAGCUCCUGCGCCUGCGCCGCGAGGCGCCCAGCAGCACGACCCCCUGGCUCUUCCUCUUCAGCGUCGACGCUGACGCCGGCUGGGGCGCCGCGGGCACGGCCGCCGUGCACGCGCUGGACGUGGCCGCGCAGCGGUGGCGCCGGGUCGGGGCGGCCGCGCUCGCGGGCAGGUCCCUCUUCUCCGUCGCCGCCGUCGGCCACGAGCUCUACCUCGUCGGCGGACGCUCCGGGGCUGCGUCUGCGAGCGGCGGGUCCGCCAAGACGAAUAGGACGCACAAGGGCGUCAUCGUGUACAGCCCGCUCACGGGCGCGUGGCGCAAGGCCGCCCCGAUGCGGGCGGCGCGGUCCCGGCCCGUGCUGGGGGUGUUCGAGAUGUCCGCCAGCCGCAGCGCCGCCCACGCCAAAGCUGAGAAGCACGUCCGCCGGGCUAAUUCUAACGGUGGCAAGUUCCGGCUCGGCGGCACCUCCGCCGUGUACGAGGACCCGCACCGGCUGUCCCUCCGGCGGCUCCGCCUCCGCGACGUCCUGACCGACACCACCGAUUCCGCCACCGCCGCCCCAUCUGCUCACGGCCACGGCAAGGGUGUCGCCAAGCCAGCCCAGCCGAGGCAGGCGCUCAUCGCCGUGGGCGGGCGCGGCCCGUGGGACGAGCCGCUAGUCUCCGGCGAGAUCUACGACCCCUUAACCGACAAGUGGGUGGAGAUCGCGGGGUUCCCCACGGACGUCGGCCUGGCCUGCUCGGGCGCGGUCUGCGGCGACGCCUUCUACGUCUACUGCGAGUCGGACACGCUCGUGGCCUACCACCUGGACGCCGGCGCGUGGUCCGUCGUCCAGACCUCCUCCCGCGCGCCGCCGCGGCUCCGCGACUACGCGCCGGCGCUGCUCUGCUGCGCGUCGCGGCUCUUCAUGCUCUGCGUCUCCUGGUGCGACCCCGCGGGCCGCCGGGACAAGGUGGUGCGCAAGGUGUUCGAGCUGGUCGACAUCGGCCGCUCCUCGUCGGUGCCGAAGUGGGUCGAGGCGUCGUCGCACCCGGACGCGCCCAUGGACCCCAACGCGGCCUUCGCCGCCGGCCACGGCAGGAUCUACGCCGUGGAGAUGUUCAGGAUCUUCGGCAAGGUGCUCGACUUCGCGACGUCGUGCGGUGUCUCGGCCGCUGACGCCGCCGAGCAGGAGCAGAGCUGGAGCCGCGUCGCCCGGAACAACGCCGCCGCCGAGGCCGACGCCAUGUCCUGCCGCCUGAAGUCCAUGGCCGUUCUGCACCUCUGAUGAUUGGCGUCGUAUCUCUUCUCUGCUGUUUUACCUACAUACACUGAUCUGUUUUUUUGUUUCCAUGAGCUGACUGACAUGCAGCUCGGUACAGUCAUUCCAUUGCGUGCAGCCAUUGCUGCGACUCUGAGUUUGUUCAACUUGGUUUAUAAUACAAGAAAGAUGCUUACACCAUUUUACUA